AUGGGUUUUUUUUGUCGAGAUAAUAUUGUCACGCUGAAAAAGCAACUGGAAGAGCGGGACAAGGAGAUGCACCUGCUGAUUGAGCAGGAGCACGAGACACUAAAUACCGUGGCCACAUUGUAUGAGGAGAAAACACGACUGCAGCUGCGCAUUGUGCAAAUGGAAAAGAAAUGGGGCGCAGAGAAACAAUAUUUGUCCAAAAGCUAUUUGCAGCUACAGCAGAAUAUUCAUCCGUUUAUAGCCAAACAGGAUGCGCUGCGCCUGGAGCUGGAUCGGCACAAAGGCCUCUUGGUAGCUGCCCAAACGGAGCAACUGGAAGAGCGGGACAAGGAGAUGCACCUGCUGAUUGAGCAGGAGCACGAGACACUAAAUACCGUGGCCACAUUGUAUGAGGAGAAAACACGACUGCAGCUGCGCAUUGUGCAAAUGGAAAAGAAAUGGGGCGCAGAGAAACAAUAUUUGUCCAAAAGCUAUUUGCAGCUACAGCAGAAUAUUCAUCCGUUUAUAGCCAAACAGGAUGCGCUGCGCCUGGAGCUGGAUCGGCACAAAGGCCUCUUGGUAGCUGCCCAAACGGAGCAACUGGAAGAGCGGGACAAGGAGAUGCACCUGCUGAUUGAGCAGGAGCACGAGACACUAAAUACCGUGGCCACAUUGUAUGAGGAGAAAACACGACUGCAGCUGCGCAUUGUGCAAAUGGAAAAGAAAUGGGGCGCAGAGAAACAAUAUUUGUCCAAAAGCUAUUUGCAGCUACAGCAGAAUAUUCAUCCGUUUAUAGCCAAACAGGAUGCGCUGCGCCUGGAGCUGGAUCGGCACAAAGGCCUCUUGGUAGCUGCCCAAACGGAGCAACUGGAAGAGCGGGACAAGGAGAUGCACCUGCUGAUUGAGCAGGAGCACGAGACACUAAAUACCGUGGCCACAUUGUAUGAGGAGAAAACACGACUGCAGCUGCGCAUUGUGCAAAUGGAAAAGAAAUGGGGCGCAGAGAAACAAUAUUUGUCCAAAAGCUAUUUGCAGCUACAGCAGAAUAUUCAUCCGUUUAUAGCCAAACAGGAUGCGCUGCGCCUGGAGCUGGAUCGGCACAAAGGCCUCUUGGUAGCUGCCCAAACGGAGCAACUGGAAGAGCGGGACAAGGAGAUGCACCUGCUGAUUGAGCAGGAGCACGAGACACUAAAUACCGUGGCCACAUUGUAUGAGGAGAAAACACGACUGCAGCUGCGCAUUGUGCAAAUGGAAAAGAAAUGGGGCGCAGAGAAACAAUAUUUGUCCAAAAGCUAUUUGCAGCUACAGCAGAAUAUUCAUCCGUUUAUAGCCAAACAGGAUGCGCUGCGCCUGGAGCUGGAUCGGCACAAAGGCCUCUUGGUAGCUUCCCAAACGGAGCAACUGGAAGAGCGGGACAAGGAGAUGCACCUGCUGAUUGAGCAGGAGCACGAGACACUAAAUACCGUGGCCACAUUGUAUGAGGAGAAAACACGACUGCAGCUGCGCAUUGUGCAAAUGGAAAAGAAAUGGGGCGCAGAGAAACAAUAUUUGUCCAAAAGCUAUUUGCAGCUACAGCAGAAUAUUCAUCCGUUUAUAGCCAAACAGGAUGCGCUGCGCCUGGAGCUGGAUCGGCACAAAGGCCUCUUGGUAGCUUCCCAAACGGAGCAACUGGAAGAGCGGGACAAGGAGAUGCACCUGCUGAUUGAGCAGGAGCACGAGACACUAAAUACCGUGGCCACAUUGUAUGAGGAGAAAACACGACUGCAGCUGCGCAUUGUGCAAAUGGAAAAGAAAUGGGGCGCAGAGAAACAAUAUUUGUCCAAAAGCUAUUUGCAGCUACAGCAGAAUAUUCAUCCGUUUAUAGCCAAACAGGAUGCGCUGCGCCUGGAGCUGGAUCGGCACAAAGGCCUCUUGGUAGCUUCCCAAACGGAGCAACUGGAAGAGCGGGACAAGGAGAUGCACCUGCUGAUUGAGCAGGAGCACGAGACACUAAAUACCGUGGCCACAUUGUAUGAGGAGAAAACACGACUGCAGCUGCGCAUUGUGCAAAUGGAAAAGAAAUGGGGCGCAGAGAAACAAUAUUUGUCCAAAAGCUAUUUGCAGCUACAGCAGAAUAUUCAUCCGUUUAUAGCCAAACAGGAUGCGCUGCGCCUGGAGCUGGAUCGGCACAAAGGCCUCUUGGUAGCUGCCCAAACGGAGCAACUGGAAGAGCGGGACAAGGAGACGCACCUGCUGAUUGAGCAGGAGCACGAGACACUAAAUACCGUGGCCACAUUGUAUGAGGAGAAAACACGACUGCAGCUGCGCAUUGUGCAAAUGGAAAAGAAAUGGGGCGCAGAGAAACAAUAUUUGUCCAAAAGCUAUUUGCAGCUACAGCAGAAUAUUCAUCCGUUUAUAGCCAAACAGGAUGCGCUGCGCCUGGAGCUGGAUCGGCACAAAGGCCUCUUGGUAGCUGCCCAAACGGAGCAACUGGAAGAGCGGGACAAGGAGAUGCACCUGCUGAUUGAGCAGGAGCACGAGACACUAAAUACCGUGGCCACAUUGUAUGAGGAGAAAACACGACUGCAGCUGCGCAUUGUGCAAAUGGAAAAGAAAUGGGGCGCAGAGAAACAAUAUUUGUCCAAAAGCUAUUUGCAGCUACAGCAGAAUAUUCAUCCGUUUAUAGCCAAACAGGAUGCGCUGCGCCUGGAGCUGGAUCGGCACAAAGGCCUUUUGGUAGCUGCCCAAACGGAGGUGGAUCGGUUGACCCAACUGCACGCAGAGACGCAGGCAGGCGAAAUGAGAGCCAGAGAACUGCAGAUCCUCUGCGCCCGCACCCCCACUGUGGACAUUUCCAACACCCAGCAGAGUGUGCCCACAGGACUCAAGCGGAAUGCCGAUCAAUAUAUGGCGUUUAUCAACCAGCAUGAACCAGCAGGGUGCCAGUAG
Messenger RNA from Drosophila obscura, 2907 nucleotides. RefSeq names its product centrosomal protein of 290 kDa-like. The record is from RefSeq and is a predicted model, not a curated record. The transcript has 11 exons. NCBI's taxonomy places the organism in Eukaryota, Metazoa, Arthropoda, Insecta, Diptera, Drosophilidae. The coding region runs from base 1 to 2907 and encodes 968 amino acids.